Polyodon spathula (Mississippi paddlefish) is the source of this 2573-nucleotide messenger RNA. RefSeq names its product neuronal acetylcholine receptor subunit alpha-4-like. Gene Ontology annotation, molecular function: transmembrane signaling receptor activity; acetylcholine-gated monoatomic cation-selective channel activity. The transcript is spliced from 6 exons. Gene Ontology annotation, biological process: regulation of membrane potential; chemical synaptic transmission; monoatomic ion transmembrane transport. Bases 684 to 2573 code for a protein of 629 amino acids. Gene Ontology annotation, cellular component: synapse; postsynaptic membrane; neuron projection. Lineage: Eukaryota; Metazoa; Chordata; Actinopteri; Acipenseriformes; Polyodontidae. The record is from RefSeq and is a predicted model, not a curated record.
UCCACAUCAGUUGACUCCUUCCACCCCCUCAGACAGCAGAUGGACAGACCCACAAAAGCAGCAUUCCUUCACGUACUCUGAAGUUCUCCUCAAACAGCCAGGCGACGCAUGCCUUAGCUUGAGAGCAAGCUCGAGCGCGCAGAAAGGAAAACGCAGGAGCGCAGAAUAAAAAGUAAUGUCGGCAAAUUCAUAACCUAGGGUUUCAAAGGUCCUGAAAAGUGACAAUAAAUAAUAAUAAUAAUAAUAAUAAUAAUAAUAAUAAUAAUAAUAAUAAUAAUAAGCACCUGAAGACUUGAACCAAGAGAUUAAUAAAUAGAAAACAGUGCUGCACUGUAGAGGUUGCUGAAACAAGUGAAGAUGAAAGAAGAGUACGAAAGGCUGAUUGACAACCGGGAUUAAACUAUAACAAAGCAUUGUAGCAGCGGGAAUUCUGUGAUUAAAACUUUACCCUGCGGAUUUCCUUUCUUUCCAAUGCUUUAUUUUCCAGGUAUUGACUCGUUCCCAAAAAAUUGAGGAACAAGUGAGAAAAACGAGAUGAAAAGCAAACAGAAAACAGAGAAUAUAACAAGAGGAGCAAAUAAACAGCCAGUGAAAAAGAGACGAGGAGAAGACAACUAACAGGUGUUGUGCCGCUGAGAAAGUUAGGGGACCGAAGAGCAGGCGGGUAGAAGCGCUGUUUUACUAUGGGGUUCCUGAUCCAGGCGCUUCGGUUGCUGGGGGUUUGCAUGUCGAUCCAGGUGCUGCCAGCGUGUAGCCAUAUGAGGACAAGAGCCCACGCAGAGGAGAGACUUCUGAAGACCCUCUUCACUGCUUACAACAAGCUGUCCCGGCCUGUGGCCAACAUCUCUGAUGUAGUGCUGGUCCGCUUCGGGCUGUCCAUUGCCCAGCUUAUUGAUGUAGAUGAAAAGAACCAGAUGAUGACCACCAAUGUCUGGGUGAAGCAGGAAUGGCAUGAUUACAAACUCCAAUGGAACCCUCUGGAAUAUGAAAAUGUGACUUCAAUUCGAAUUCCAUCAGAGCUCAUCUGGAGACCAGAUAUUGUCCUUUACAAUAAUGCCGAUGGGGACUUUGCAGUGACUCACCUCACCAAAGCUCAUCUUUUUCACGAUGGCAGAAUCAAAUGGAUGCCCCCAGCUAUCUACAAGAGCUCUUGCAGUAUUGACGUUACCUUUUUCCCUUUUGAUCAGCAGAACUGUACCAUGAAGUUUGGCUCCUGGACUUACGACAAAGCUAAAAUAGACCUGAUCAGCAUGGCAAACAACGUGGACCAAUUGGAUUUCUGGGAGAGUGGGGAGUGGGUCAUCAUCAAUGCAGUUGGGACGUACAACAUAAAGAAAUACGAAUGCUGCACGGAAAUCUACCCCGACAUUACAUACUCCUUCAUUAUCAGGAGGCUUCCUCUGUUUUACACUAUCAACUUGAUCAUCCCUUGCCUUCUAAUCUCCUGCCUGACCGUGUUGGUCUUUUAUCUCCCUUCUGAGUGUGGGGAAAAGAUCACCCUCUGUAUUUCAGUGCUUCUAUCCUUGACUGUGUUCCUCUUACUAAUUACAGAGAUAAUCCCUUCCACGUCCCUUGUAAUUCCCUUGAUCGGAGAGUACUUGCUAUUCACUAUGAUAUUCGUAACACUCUCAAUUAUUAUCACCGUCUUUGUCCUGAAUGUUCAUCACCGCUCGCCCCGUACCCAUAUGAUGCCAGACUGGGUACGGAGGAUAUUUCUAGAUGUCAUCCCCCGACUCUUGUUUAUGAAAAGACCUGCAUUGGUGAAGGAGAACUGCAAAAAACUAAUUGAGUCACUGCAUAAGAAAGCAAGCUCACCUACGCUCUGGUCUGAGAUUGAGGAUGCUCAGAAACUCCCUACCAUGCCUCUGGAGAGUCAAGAGAGUACUGAUCUCUCCCUUACUUCUCCAUUGAGCCAUCUGUUAGAAGAUACAACACCUAAAUCCCAAAUCCUCUGCAAGUCAUCCUCAAGCCAAUGCUCUAUUCUUCUCGAGGAACCUGGUCAAAAAAGCCAUUCUCCCCCUUCAGUCUUGCGUCACCAUCUAAGCUUUGAUGAGCCGCGUAAUCUCCCCAAGGGGAGAUCAUUCAGUGUCCAGUACACAUGUGGUGAAAGUGAGCUCCCUCAAGCCACGACUCGAUGCAGAUCCAGAAGCAUCCAGUACUGCUGCCUGCAUGAGGAGUCCUCCCAAAGCAAUGGUCAUUCCAGCAGUAAGUGCAGCCGGUCGCCAUCAUUCCAGCUUCCUCACCUCAAGGAGAAACCAUUCACUCCCAACCCAAGCCAAUGGAAAUGCAAAAAGGUCCCAGAGACAACAGCCACAUCUGAAAGGGUUUCAAAAAUCUUCAGUGCCAAGAAGCAACAUCUUCUAGUAAUGUCCCCUUCCAUGAAGCAAGCCAUUGAGGGGGUGCAGUAUGUUGCAGACCAUCUGAGGGCAGAAGAUGCUAACUUUUCUGUAAAAGAAGACUGGAAGUAUGUUGCUAUGGUGAUAGACAGGAUCUUUCUCUGGGUGUUUAUAAUAGUUUGCAUUCUAGGGACUGUUGGACUCUUCCUUCCUCCAUGGCUGGCAGGAAUGAUCUAG